CCAAAAAGGUGCCUUUGUCCUUCCUCCCUUUCAGAAGAGAGAGACAGAAGAGAGAGAGAUGUGAGAGAGGGAUAGAGAAGUGAGAGGUAGAUGUGGCACUGAGGGACGAGGUUGGUGGACAUAGUGGUGAUGGGCUGAUGAUUGCACUGGAUGAUCUUAGAGGUUACUUACCUCUGGCAGGCUGGAAGAAGCCAAAAAAUACUGCCUCAGCCAAACCAGACAGGUUACAGGCAGUCCUGACUCAUGCUGUGAUGGACUCUGGGCCAGUCCCAUACAUCAUACGCAAGAGGCAGAGGCCAGGUAGGGCAGCUGGCACAGGGAUGUGGCAGCCAGUCUGCACGCAGGUCUGAGGGGCUUGGGGCUGCCCGCGCUGCCUUCACCUGGCAUAGAGCUGCAAACAGAAACAGAGCAUUCCCCUGACCUGCCUUUAGCUGGGGAUUUUCUGCAGCCUCCCAGAUCACCCCACUGCACCAGGAGCAGGAUAUUUAAGGGUCCAGCUAUGAGGAGGAGAGAAGAUUGUGCUGAGGACUUACAGGCUAGUACAGGGUCUUUUCUGUCAGAGAACACUAAGUAUUUCUCUCUUCCUAAAGCAUUAAGGAAGAAACAUGAACACAACAAGUGGUGAUUUAGCCAACCCCACGACCUGGCAAGAUGCUGGAGGUGAUUUUCCCAACUGCACCGAUGUAGAAGUCAGUCUGAAGACUUUGUACCUCCCUGUUAUGUACAGCCUCAUCUUUCUGGUGGGCUUCCCAGGAAAUGUUAUUGCAAUCAGUGUUUACAGCUUCAAGAUGAGGCCUUGGAAGAGAAGCACCAUCAUCAUGCUGAACCUGGCACUCACAGACCUACUCUACCUCACCAGUCUUCCCUUCCUGAUACACUACUAUGCCAAUGGGGAGCACUGGAUCUUUGGGGGAUUCUUGUGCAAGUUCAUUCGUUUUGGCUUCCACUUCAAUUUGUACAGCAGCAUCCUCUUCCUCACUUGCUUCAGUGCCUUCCGCUACAUGGUGAUUGUCCACCCUAUGAAAUUUUUCCAAGUCCAAAGAAAGCAGUGGACAGCAGUGGCCUGUGCAGCCAUUUGGGUGAUCUCCCUGGUGGCUGUCAGUCCCAUCAAUUUCUUGAUCUCCUCAAGAGAGGAGCAAAACAGAUCCUUAUGCCUUGACUUCACCAGUUCUGAAAACCUGGGUGCAAUCAGGUGGUAUAACUGGCUGCUCACCAGCCUGGCCUUCUUCUUGCCCCUGGUGACAGUGACUCUGUUCUAUGCACUUAUUAUUUCUGCCUUGGCCACAGGGCCCCAGACACAGGCUAGCCACAAACAGAAGGCUCGCAGACUUGCCAUCAUCCUCUUGGUGGUCUUCUAUGUGUCCUUCCUCCCCUUCCACCUUUUUCGGGUUGCUCGGGUUGAACUGCAGUUGUGUCCCGUCAGCUGUCAUGUUGAGAAGCAGAUUCACACCAUCUAUAUCAUCUCUCGACCUCUGGCUGCACUCAACACCUGUGGUAACCUUCUGCUGUACAUUGUGAUGGGAGAUAACUUCCAGCAGGCCAUCCUCUCACUCUCAUGGUGCAAGAGGAGCAAAUGCAUCCAGCCACCUGGGAGCAGUACUUAUAUGAACAAGUCAGAAAUCACCUUAAGGGUAUAGAAGAAUCCAUUGAAGAUAAUUCCAGCAAACCUGGGAUUGCUUUCUUGCCACAUAGGCAGGUGUAUGGAUACGGCAGUGAGAACUGCUGCUGGAUUCUCACACUCUGUAAUAAAGUGCUUGUCCAAAAAGUCAUCUCAGGAGCAGGCUUAUACAUACAUACCUCUGUUAGCAACUAAAAAAUAAAAUAAAAGAAAAUGAAAUAAAAUGAAAUGAAAU
Messenger RNA from Centrocercus urophasianus (Greater sage-grouse), 1853 nucleotides. Its product is annotated as 2-oxoglutarate receptor 1-like. Gene Ontology annotation, cellular component: plasma membrane. The transcript has 3 exons. Bases 606 to 1637 code for a protein of 343 amino acids. Gene Ontology annotation, biological process: G protein-coupled receptor signaling pathway. Gene Ontology annotation, molecular function: G protein-coupled receptor activity. Lineage: Eukaryota; Metazoa; Chordata; Aves; Galliformes; Phasianidae. The record is from RefSeq and is a predicted model, not a curated record.